AUGCAGCCGUGCGAUCCCUCCUCGACCUUCUUCGGCUUUUUGGGCGUCACUUCGGCACUGGUCUUCGCCAACAUGGGUGCCGCCUACGGGACUGCCAAAUCAGGUGUUGGCAUCUCCUGUUUGGGCGUCAUGCGACCGGACAUGAUCAUGAAGUCCAUCAUCCCUGUGGUCAUGGCGGGCGUUUUGGGCAUCUACGGUCUCAUCACCGCAGUGAUCAUCAAUGGCAAGAUCCAGGCACCCAGCUACUCCGCCUACUCGGGCUACGCACACCUGGGCGCUGGCCUCACCGUGGGGAUGAGCUCCUUAGCGGCGGGCCUGGCGAUCGGCAUCGUGGGGGAAGCGGGCGUCCGCGCCAACGCCCAACAGCCACGACUCUUCGUAGGGAUGAUCCUGAUCUUGAUCUUCGCGGAAGCCUUGGGCCUCUACGGUCUGAUUGAGUGUCCAGAUGUGGAGGCGUUGGGGAUCACCUUCAGCAUUUCAGUCACCGAAAAAGGCAUGCACAAGGAUAUCAAUCUCAUCCCCAAUGGCAGCAACACGCCAGUGACACGUGAAAACCUCACCCGUUACUUGCACCUCAUGGCCAACUAUAGGACGAACAUCCAAUUCCAACGGCACACGGCGGCCUUCCUGAGCGGUUUGCAGAAGGUGAUCCCUGUGACAUGGCUGAAGAUGUUCGAUCCAUAUGCCUGGCCCUCAGUUGAUCCCACCCGCGGUGGUACUGGCUUCGACGUGGCCGACUUGCGCGCGAACACCGUGCUCUCUGGCGGCUAUGAGGAGGAUAGUCCUUGCGUGCGUUGGCUUUGGAGAUUGUUGCAAGAAGAACUUGGUGCCGAAGAUCUGGGUCGAUUUCUCAUGUUCGUGACCUCCUGUAGCCGAGCGCCGCUUUUGGGGUUCAAAAACUUGAACCCCAAGUUCUGCGUGCACCGCGUUCCCGACGGCGAACGACUUCCCACCAGCGCCACGCAGCUUGGUGGGAGCUGGUUUUGGGGUUGGAACUUUGAAGCAUAA
Durusdinium trenchii is the source of this 1008-nucleotide messenger RNA. Lineage: Eukaryota; Dinophyceae; Suessiales; Symbiodiniaceae. The record is from the annotation of a GenBank genome assembly.